CUGUGUUCCUUACUAUGUCCCGUCUCUGUGCUCUCUGUACUCUGGUGCUUUCUACACUGCAUGUUGUUUUUGGGAGCUCCGAAAUGGAGCUGUUUGAGAAUUUUAUGCUUCAAUAUAACAAGAGCUACAAUACCAGAGAAGAGUUUAAGUACAGGCUGGGCGUAUUUUUAGAAAACCUGAAGGAGGCAAGCCGUCUGCAGAGUGAGGAGCUCGGUACAGCACAAUAUGGUGUGACCAAGUUUAGUGAUCUCACAGAUGAAGAGUUUAGCAUUUACCACCUGCCCACCAAUAUUCUACCCACUCCACCUUCUUUUAAACAACCAGAAGAGGUUCUUCAGCUUCCUCCCUCAUGUGAUUGGCGCAAAAAAGAUGUGAUUUUAAAAGCCAAACAACAGGGAAAUACCUGCCAUUCAUGUUGGGCUUUUGCUGCUGUGGCUAAUAUUGAGGCACAAUUUGCAAUUAUGGGACACCAUGUGAAUUUGUCAGAGCAACAAGUUAUAGACUGCAGUCUUUGCAGGGAUGGUUGCCUUGGAGGAUACUCAUGGGAUGCGUUUAUCACAGUACUAAAUCAACGAGGCCUGACUAGUGAAAAUACAUACCCUUACACUGGCUACAAGUCUAAAUGCCGGAAAGGUCUUAAACCUAUAGGAUGGAUUCAUGAUUUUGAAAUGCUUCAAAAAAAUGAGACAGCAAUGGCCUCACAUGUUGCUGAUCGAGGAACCCUGACUGUGACUAUCAAUCACGCUCCAUUAAAGCAUUACCAGAAAGGAAUAGUAGAUACAUUGAGAUCUAACUGUGACCCUAAUUAUGUGGACCAUGUGGUGCUAAUAGUAGGAUAUCUUGGAGCAAAUAAACUUCCACAAUGGAUACUAAAAAACAGUUGGGGAGAAGACUGGGGAGAAAAGGGUUUUUUCCGGAUGUUCAGAGGAAAAAAUGCAUGUGGCAUCACCAAGUACCCUGUAACUUGCAUUGUGAAAGCUCACAAAAAUCAGAAAAGAAAACGCUGUGUUUGAUCAUCACCAAUGAGUGUAUGCUUAUAUACAUACAGUAUAUAUGAAAAACUUGUGCUAAGUCCCUUCUUUUCUGCUCUACUUAUAACUAGCAUGAUUGAACCAUCUAGGUUCCAACAUACUCAAAAGCUCAUUUACUGACACUGGCACAAUUGUUUCAGCAUAAUAACCUAUAGCAACCAAUAAAUAUAAAAUUAAUUUUAA
Molecule: messenger RNA, 1214 nt
Organism: Xenopus laevis (African clawed frog)
Lineage: Eukaryota; Metazoa; Chordata; Amphibia; Anura; Pipidae
Gene: ctsw.L
Product: cathepsin W L homeolog
Exons: 11
Coding region: 15-1013 (332 amino acids)
Source: RefSeq, a predicted model, not a curated record